Molecule: messenger RNA, 1575 nt
Organism: Impatiens glandulifera
Lineage: Eukaryota; Viridiplantae; Streptophyta; Magnoliopsida; Ericales; Balsaminaceae
Product: neurofilament heavy polypeptide-like
Exons: 2
Coding region: 1-1575 (524 amino acids)
Source: RefSeq, a predicted model, not a curated record
AUGCUAGUCGGCUUGAUAGAAGGCACAAAAGUGAAGUGGGCGAAGGAAGUGUUCCACAACUUGAAGGAAAUGGUGAAACCGGACGCAACCCGAUCAUGGGGAUACGCCAUCCCUCUUGGUAAAAUCUUUCUUCACCACAACAUCAACACCGGUCCCAGUGUCAUUAUCUCAUCCGGAAGGUUAAUCAGAUCCAAACAAUUCCUGGAAAGGAAGCAGCCGGCCCCCGGUUCCACAGGUGGCCGAAAGAAGACAACCGCAAGAAAUCGGCUCCGGCGAAAGAAAAAAGCUGGAAGCAAGGGGAAAGAGAAGAUAGUAUUCUCAGAACCUCCACCACAAACGGAGGAGGAAGAGUCGGCUUCCACAUCUGAACGAACCGAAUCAGAGAAGACCGAUAACGAAGGACCGAAUGAUGAAGAGCAUUCGGGCCCAAGUCCCGAUAACACCGGCACGGGCGCAAACUCUGAAACCGUCGAGGGCGGUGAAGAAAGCACUCCACGGAUCGAUAAGAGUCCAACUCACGGUCCAACACCUCCAAGGGCGAAUCCGGCAACAAAUGAAACCGAUGAAGGGACGGAGACCCCUCUUACAGCGCAACAACAAACUGAACAAACCGGGGCUUCAGGACCGGGCAUCACAGAGGACAGGGUCAAGAUCCUUCUCCAAGAGUUUGCAGACUCGACAGUUCACCCAUUGGAGGAGAAAUUCAAUAAAACCGUAAGCCUGGCACUCCGGUUCGCCAACAAUACAAGGAAUACUCUGUUGAUGACAGAUGACCGGAUCUCAGAAAUCGAAGCUGCUCACCGGGAGGAAGCGGUUCUGCGCAGCAACCACCUUCGGCGAACCGCGAUUUUGGAAGAUAUGACCUCCGAGAUAGAAAAGAACUUCGACCGGCUUGAAAGAGAGACCGAACAAAGAUUGACAGAGGUUACUGAGGAUCUGGUCGGCACAACACUUGACGGGGUCUCCGAACUUGAAAAGAAGAAUGCGGGUCUCGAGGCCGACCUCAAGGCGCUUUCCCCACAAGUCGAUGAACUACUCAAGGCUAAGAUGAAUGCGGAUGCUGCGGUUGUGGAAGCCAAUUCCCAAGCGGCUAAGAAGGUCCAAGAUGCGCUGGACGACGAAGCGAGAAGAGAAAAGGAGCCUCCGCAACUCACCGAAGAAGAAAGAGCCGAGCGAGAACGGAGGACAGAGGCUAAGUUUCCGGGACUUGCAAAGUUGGUAGCCGCUCAAGCUGCGAAGGAUGCAGAGCGGUUAGAAAGGGAAAGACAAAGGCUAGAAGGAUUUGCAGCCGCUAACAAAAAGAAAAAGGAGGUCCCUUCCUCUUCGGUUCCGGCAAAGCGGAAAAGGGAUUCCUCAAAGAAGGCUCAAGUGGCCGAGCUGCUGAAUGAGGUCACCGACACGGUUAUUGAGAGUCUACCGGAUCAGGCUACUCACGUCGAAGAAGAGGAUGAAGAGCACCUAGAGCACCGGUCUACAAGACAACGAGUCUCCGAAUCGGCCAGUCGACCGCAACCAGUAAAGAGAAAACGGAAUAAGAAGUUGAUGGCCAGUUACGACUUCUCGGACACGGAAUAG